Messenger RNA from Porites lobata, 10550 nucleotides. Lineage: Eukaryota; Metazoa; Cnidaria; Anthozoa; Scleractinia; Poritidae. The record is from the annotation of a GenBank genome assembly.
AUGGGAAAAGGGAUAACCAUCGAGCUAGAAUGGAUCUUCGUUAUGAUAAUUGCUGCAACAAAAGGUAACUCUUGAUACAUGAAUUAAAACAGUAUGGCUGUUUUGCAAGACCGUAUAAGUGUUAUAAUUCAAGUUAGUAUUGAUUGGUCUAAAGGACCUUAGGCCUGUUUCCAACGUCGUGCUACUGCUGUGCCGAACUCAUUUGAUCGAAUUAAAUUCGACUUUUACAAGGCAGUAACGCGACGUUUGAAACCAAGUCGUGCUACUGCCGUGUAGCACGGCAAGCCUUGCCGUGCUACACGGCAGUAGCUCGACUUGGUUUCAAACGUCGUGCUAUCACUGUGCCGAACUCAAUUCAUAAAUAGUCUAUAAAUUAUAAAUACAUUAGAAUAUAUUUAAAAGUUUGCUAAACUGUUUCGUUUUUUGUGUGUUUUGUUUUCGGCAAUAGCCGUUCUAUUCGACUGAAUUAAAUUCAACGUCUGAAACCAAGUCAUGCUGAUGUCGUGCUGCAGUCGAGGUACAAUCGAACCGGCUUAGCACGGCAGUAGCACGACGUUUGAAACAGGCCUUAGGUCGCCCGCACAGGGAUAACUGCCUACACUCAAUCAUUUAGCCUCCUCAAGAACGAUUGAGAUAAUUUGUGACUCGCAAAUGAUCUCAAUCGCUUAAACAGUAGACAACAUUGUACUUUAAUAUUACUAUGUUUUGUUAUGUGGAUACAAUAGUACGCGUGCUCUGAUUGGCUGUUUUCUUGUAAUGGCUGGGCAUUACUCGCCACAUAGGUGUCCAAGGCGUACAUGUAUACAAUCUAUCUAGGGGACAUCCUUAUCAAUAUCCACGUUGUGGUAAACUGCCAGCUGUAAAAAGGUAUCCGCUGACCAGUGUCACCUGACUGUAUCGCGGGCUCAAGUGUACAACUCGUUGAGGUGACCUGUGUUUUAAAGUUAUCCGCUGGCCAGUUGUUGGUUUUAAUUGAUCGCAGGCUCCGGUCCAUAAUGAAAAGGCUUAAUAAUUUCUGGGAAAUGUCAGUCAUCAAGGCCUCAGUUUGAGAUUUCCCCGUAAUGACCUCACUCUGGGUUGAUAAGUGGUAUGUUACAACUGAUAACACUGGAAACACUUUUUGUUUUGUAUUUUGCUUCUCCCCUUUUGUAGGGUUAUCUGGGAACUUCACUUCUUCGUCUCCAUCAGCUGGUAAUAAUCAUCUUUUUUCUGAGUUUAUUCAAUAAGCUUCUUAUUGACGGACUAUUCCCAAAUAUUUGUGACCAUUUAACAUUGCAUUUUAUCUCCUACUCCUGUUAUAUAGCAAUAUUUUAUGGUUAGAACUGGGUCGAACAGCAGGGCGGAACAACAGCGAGGAGUACGGCGAAGGCGACGUCAACGAGAAAGGCAAAAAAGCAGCACUUGCAGCACGCAUUUUUUUAACUUUCGUGCCUCCACUGCACAGCAACGACGAAUCGAACGAGUAAAGCCCGAUAGUUUAAAAGCAUCGCGAAUUCACUUUGUAAGUGACGUUUUCGUAGCCGUCGUCGUCGUUGUUGCUUAAGCCCCUUAACCUGAUCUUGACGUUCCUUAUAAUGUUACCAUAAACGAGUCAGUUCAUAAGUAAAUCAGCGGAAUAUGUUGUUCCAGUGAGUGUAGUACUGAUUAGGACUAUUUUUGACAGAGAUUGAUCAUUGUUACUUCUGCCUUUGUUCAAUGUACAAUCAAUACGCAUUAUUUAUCUACGCAGUUACAUCGUCCAGACAUUGCGUAGGAUUUGAUGGUAAAUCUUACAAUGCUGGGGAUGUUUGGAAACCCACACCUAACAGCCAGUGUUCGUGCACUGCAGAAUUACUAAUCCAAUGUUCCUCGAGUAUUGUCUUCACAUUGAAGCCUUUAAAACCAACCACUGUAUUCAGAGUCUGUCGAGACAACGAGCAGCGUAUUCGUAAUCCUGGAGAUGAAUGGUUAAACGAUCCAACGACAAAGUGUACCUGUUCUCGAGAUAAAUUCGUCCUUUGUGCCAUUCUAAAGGAGCCAGUUUGUGUGGACAGCAGUGGUAAAAUAAAAAAACACCAAGAGACGUGGCUCAAGAACGACUGCAUUAAGUGCGCCUGUAUAAAUGGCAGUAUUAACUGCACCAGAUAUGAGGUCAAUGUCACCUAUGGUUUGUUUGAAGUGAAGAUUUAUCCAAUAUGCGAGCUCUGUUUGCAUACCUUUGAAAAUGAUUCAUCUGAAGAUUGUAAAGGUGAAGAAAGUAACGAUCAUACGAAAGCGUUUAGAUAGGCAAUUCAAAGGGAAACCCUAAUGAAAUGGAAGAAGUGUCGAUCAUUAAUAGUUAAAGCAUUUUCUAUUAAAGCAUACAUGCUAUUUUUCCUUUAAAUCUUUCAUUAAAAUACGGUACUGUCUUUUGACUGCGCAUGUAAAAAAAUGAAGUCGAACUCCUUUUCGCGGUAAAACGUUUAGAAGUUCUUCUCGACGUCUCAGAAACAAAGAAAUUUUAAAAAUAAAUUAUAAUUUUGCAAAUAUUUUAAACAGAAUACCUACAGCGCUUAAGGAAAAUUUCAAAUGAUAUAACUAGGAGGGAUCCUUUAAUUUAUCUUAAAGGUCUAUAAUUUCAACUAUGUAGAUAGCGUUAAUACCGUCCUUUAUGUUUUGACAACUCCCUUCCUUUAACAAGUGCAUCUUUCCAUUUUUUUUCCUAAAGCUUUUUUGGGGACUGCCAGUCAAAAAAUGCGAAGACCAGCGAUGUUCAAAUGCUUCACCGGACAUCAUUUUAUCUGGGAAAGUCACAGGUGCAACGGAAUCUUUGAAUGUCCGGACGGAUCUGACGAAACAGGCUGCGAAGAUAGUAAGACAUUCUAAAACUAUUUUUAAAGAGAUAUUGUUAUUGGACAUGCCUUCACCACUCUUAGAGCUAGUCUUGCAAGUCAUCAACUAAAGCAAAAGUUAAUUGCCGCAUUUGAUUUUGUUAAUUGACUAUUCAAUGCUUUUCGAGCGGCUAGGAAAAGGUGAAUUCGGUUAGGAAAACGGUUGAACAUUAUCCACUUAAGAUGGCUGGACCCGGUAUUUUUGUAGGUACACCUUCCACCUUUUGAUUUCUUAUAUACUUAAACAAAUUGAUCUUUAUUGUAAAAACAUUAUAACACAUUUAUUACAAGAGCAUAAGGUGCGGUUACACACACCACGGCAAAAGGCACUUCCCAAGGUAAAAAAUGCCCCAGUAAAUUCAGCGUGGGUUUAGUUUACCGUGGUAACAUUUGGUGUACCUACAAAAAUACUUGGGCGAGCAACCUUAAGAUGUCGUUUUCUUCAUGGUUCUUCGUUUUUAACAAAUAAGCGGAGCCAUCUAUAAAUAGUAAUACUUCUUGGCCCGAAUUCCUUUUUUAUAAGUAGUGUUCUUUUGCCGUCCUUUGUCUUAGAAGUGUGUAAAGAUGAAGAAGGCGGAACUUAUCUUAUCAAAAACAGCAAAUUUGGCUGGCGUGUCUCUCCCUGUCUAAGUUGUCACUGUUCAAGAGGCUUACUGAACUGCAAGAAAACUUUGGAAGUGAACUUUCCAGGAUACUACCCCGAUAUUUAUGUGAUCCAGGAAAACUGCACGCAACCUUCUUGCAAAGUAUCACAGUUUCUUCGGAACAAAAAGGACGAGUGUAAAGGUAUUUUUAAUUUAAUCUAAAGCAUUCAAAGAAAUCCCUAUUUUAUUUAUUUUCUUUGUUCUUCAGUUUGUAACAUUUAAGCACAUACCAGAGUAACUAAUAGGCAUUUUAUGCUGUUUUAUCUAUUUAGCUUGUGACUGGGUGGUCGAUGUUUAUUUUACGGUUUGUCUAUAUGUUUAUGCAAUUAAAUAACUGUUUCUCUAUCUUCUCUUAAAACUAUGGCUAAUAGCGCUACAAUUAUGUACGUAGCCCUUUAAAAACUAUGUGACUAGCGUCGGCCAUUCUUUUGCGUGCUUAUAGCUAGUGUUCGAACGAACUCAGUUUGGUUAGAAUAUUCCUAACAAAUUCUAUGUUGAAACAAGACUAAACAAUAUUGAUGACUUCUGGUUUUUAGCUGUGGAAAUUUUACAAAACAACGGACUACUAUUUGCGGGACAAACGUGGAACUUCAGCGGCUGCACCUUCUAUUUUCCUGGACCCAACGAUGAAGUAGGACGGAUUUGCCCGCCAAUGGUCAGACCAGUAUGUUAUGUGUACAAUGGAGCAGUUUGUUGUGCGUCAUAUUGUCCAGGUAGAUAUUUUCACCUGAUUGAAAAAACUUUGUCGUUUAAAAAGUAUAAAAUUAUGAACGACGGGACAUAAUGGAUUUAUGGGUAGAAUUUAACUUUAUUAGCAUUGCAAAUUUAAAGUUCUUUGCAGAAAAGUUUAUGUUAUCACGACCUAUCACAGCUUUUCGGUGAUGAUGCAUUUCAAAAAAAGAUCUCAAAAGUUUCCGGUAAGCUCACAACUUCACCUAAACAGAGCACAUCAGGUAUCCCUGGCUACAGUAAAAGAGCUUAUCCAUAUUGGUAACGCACACUUGAAAAUCUUAAGAUAUGACCUAAGAGCAUUCUUGGAACGCAUAAAAGACAACGGCAUGAUAAAGUACUCUAGGGAUUUGCAUCCGCACGAACAGCUCGUGAUAAUGGUAACUUUUGCUGAAAGAACUUUGAAUUUGCUUUGCAAACGAACGUAUACCCAUAAAUCCUUGAAGCCUCAUAGUUCACGGUUCAUUUGAAGAGACAAAGUUUUUUCAAUUAGGUAUGAAGCUUUUGCAUUUUGCUUUCUAAUACCAUCACUUAGCUUUUCCAGCCCCUGAUGAAGACUAGUUUUGUCUAGUCGAAAUAUUGGCAAAUAAAUUUGUAAACCUUAGCUGUCCGAUCAGCCUUGUUUUCAAUUUUAAGUUUAAUACCAUCAACUGACGUGAUACAACUCACAGCCGCACAGGUUGUCGAAACGUCAGUCACUGUCCACAACAAACGUCCUAUUCAGGACUACGUUCUCCCGGAUGAUCAAACUCAACCUAAUUUUGAAAUGACUCCUGGGUUCACACCUUUCACAGUUUUAUAAGUUGACUCCCAAUAAUUUUCAGUCUCUUUUUUUACGAUAACUUGGAACCCAUGAGCGAUUGGUUCUAAACUCUUGUUGGCCUUGUCACGCAUAAUGAGCAAAAUUACUCAGCUACACGCACAGAGAAUCGAAUUACAAUGUUGGACGCCAGUGCUUAUCGAUUAAACAAUAUACGGGAGUUCUGUUUUAUCUUGUCAGUUUGAUUCGGAACACGCAUGUCCCCAUUAGUUCUCCAACAACUUAAGUACUGAUUAGUCUUUAUUUGUUUAGUAUUGGAGCAAGUUUCAAAGCAAAUGAGAGGAAAUCUGUCAUUUUGCCCAAAUAGCCAUCAGCUGGUAUCCUCAGAUAUCGACAAUGAAUGUAAACUCACCUAUUGUUUUCGUAAUUAUUCCAUGAUAAGCUGCAAAACAGGUAAAGAAAUGUAUGUAGAACAUAAAUAACUAGUCUAACGUCGCCUUAAUAUCAGGAGUGUAGGCUGUCACGGAGCUGGCUUGAAACUUAAGUCACUAAACACAAAAUAGAUAACAGCCUCUUUUAUCCAAGGAAACACAUAGUCGGCAUAGACACGUGUUUCAAUAUCUUUCACUCUUUAAUUUAUUAAGACUAAAUAAUAGCAACAGCACCAAAAACGAUGCUUGUAAUCAGGCUCGACAAGCCGGCCCGCAACACUUAGUCGGCAAACAGUGGAAAUAGGACUGGGUGGAGUACAAUUCGGUCUGUAUUAACAAAAUACGCGGUCGUCCAAUAAGUUUGAUCACGAGUAUAAUUACAGACCGAAUUGGAAGACACAAAGUUCUGUUACUAAUUAAUCAUAACCAUAACAAAAUUUGUGAUAUUUUAAGCCUUUUAAAAAUUAAAACACAAAAUAUUCGCGGCUUUUUGCAAGCAGUGAAAAACAAAAUCAUUCAAGUGCGUGUGCGAUAGCGCAUCCUGUCCAAUUACUUAGGCAGGACGCGAACUGGUUUUUCUUAAACUGUCCCAUCAGUGCUGACAGGAACAGCUGGCAGCCAAUUAGAUUUGAGAAUUUUAUAUUUUGUACAUGCCAUCUUUGACACAAUCUUAUCAACAUCUAUUACUAGUUUGUGGUUUUGUGCCUUGCUACUCGCAUGUCCUGGUCUUGUGACUAAUCACAAGACAAGAAACAUUCGUUAAUUAUUUCAUGUGAUCAUAGUUUUCUCAGUUUGCAAGCGUAAAAUAAAUUCAGAAUUCGUUUGUUCAAUUAUUUAUUUUACGGGUCCUCUUUAAGCCAUAACAUGUCAAGAUGAAGAGCUGAACAAGUAUUUUGAAGGAGCCACUUGGUCCGUUGGUACCUGUAUUCAGUGUUCCUGUCAAAAUGGCGUUAUCAAAUGCACAAGAACAAUAUCAGUAUUAUCGUCAAAGAAUUUUGAAGGAAGGAUAACCGAGCACUGUAACCAGACAGAGUGUAAUGUGGUGCGUUAUGUGCAAGAAAACAAAGCCAAAUGCAGAGGUAUAGCUACCCUCUAAGAAUGUUAUUAUAAUAAUGAAAAUUUGGGAUACUAUUGAGGGGGAUGUUGAUGUCGUUGUUGUUGUUGUUGAUGAUGAUGAUGAUAGCAAUAAAAAUACAAAUUAUAGUGAUAAUGAUGAUGAUUAUGACAAUAAUAAUAAUGAUGAUGAUGAUGAUGAUGAUGAUGAUGAUGAUUAUGAUGACGAUGACCAUGAUGAUAAUAAUAAAUAAAUAAAUAAAUAAAGCGGGACUCUAAAAUGGUGGGCUCCUAGGCAAUACAAGACCAUGUAAGCUGCAUUUUACAUUUUUUCAAGAAUAGGAACCAAAAAUCUCUACCAGACUAACCAUCAACCACAAACGUAAAUUCGUACCACAAACGACGACUACACUAAUCAAAUGUCACAAAGGAUGCUCUAUUCUAGGUCCAUUGAGUCUCAUACCCUAUCAUAAACUGCCGAAUUCAUGAAAAUUCAGCCCUCCUCCCACCCGAGGGAGUACUGAAAUGAGUUGCCCCGUUUUCUGGGUACUCAUAGCUAAAUUUGUUGUUUAAGUUCAUCUUUCAUUUUCUAUUCGCAGUAAAAGUGAAGGUUAGUGGGAGAAAGCCGAGUGAUAAUUGAACUUGUCUUGCCACAAGAUCACGGGCCAUUUUCAGUUUUGCACGCCGGAGUUAGUUAAGCAAUGAACGAUUAAUAGCGGUGGCUGCAAUAAUUGUUUGUAAAUAAACACAUCUUUUUAUAGCUUGUAGAUGGAAUGGUAAAGUCUUUUAUGGUGACGAUCACUGGAAAGAUGGCGGUGUAGACUUUUAUUGUCUUCAAAACCCCUGGCUUCAGAUGACUAGGCCUGGCUGCUAUUUAGGGAAAAGAAGAGCUACGGUUUGCACUGGAGCUAUCAGAGGUUAGGAAAAAGCCCAAACGUAAGGUAUUUUAUUUACCCAUGUGUGAAAAUUACAUUUACGCUGUGCUGUCCGUAACCGACUAAGAAAAAAAAGGCAAGUCAUCGACGUUCAAGGAAGCAACGAGACUUAUUACACAGCUACUAGACUAAUCGUUGUAAAAAUUACAUGGAGCGACAAAGGCGAGGCAGCUACUAUAACCUUCAACGACGUUAAAUCUUUCAAGUCCGUUUUGAUGAUGUUUCAUGUCGUUGAUUUUUCAGGUUUAAAUAAACUCCAUUCAAUAACCAAAGGCGAGUUAUUCUUGUGUGAUAGUGGUGACCAGAUAUUAUGGGACGAGGAACGAUGUGAUCUAAGGAACGACUGCUAUGAUUUCUCUGAUGAGAAUAACUGUUCUAACCGUAAGUUAUGACUGUAAAACCCAUUAAAGCAAGAACUUAACAACACUGCGCGCGUGGUCAGUAAAAGAGGUUCGCAUAAUCAAAAAAAUAUGUUACAACAAACGUUAUCCUUCUGGAUCUUAGGAAAUUACGACCGGGCUAAUUUUAAUCCUUGGGGCCGUAUCUGCUCUCUUCAACAAGUUGAAAAUAACAAUUUAUGGUAAAAACAUAGCUUGCAAAAAAGGUGUACCGACGAUUUGUUUCACCAGAUGCUCAGUAUUCCGAAAGACGGCCAUCUUGGAUUUUGGUGAAAAAUAUCAUUCACUGUAGGUUCACCAAUAUAUGGUAGCAGGUCUCGCUUUUGCUUUAUUUUGCAAUUGCUAAAUCUUUUUCCCGCAGUUUAAGUGAAUCAAAUUUCAUAUAUUCACUUUCCUGCUGUGAAAGUCGAAAGGUUUGAAGGGUCAGUGCAGCUUAGGCGUUUACCCCCUUAUAGAAUGCUAUUAACUCCAUCUGAUUCGGCUUUGUUAUUCUAGUUGAAGGGUCUUGAGAGACCUGCUUGUAGGGAAAAUCUUCCGGCCAAAAAUCGCUCUUUUACACAUGAGUGUAUUUUCCCCUUUUCAGAUUUCUGUCAGUCCGAGAUAAAGUUUGGCGUGAAGUAGCCUCGAGCAAAGACUGGCGAGGAAAUAACAGUAGAAUGCUCAUUAGCUGACUCAAUUUUGACAGGUAUAAUAGCUACAUGUAUCAAUAGACCAUUGUCAUUUCACCGCUGGCGCUAUGCUUGGUUUUUACUUCUCUCUUGCAUUGUCACCACCCAUUUUUUAGGAUGUAUUCUGUGUUUUCACUCACGUGGCCAGCAUCUAUGCAAAUUUAUUGGAACAAAAGAAAGCGUUUACAUGAGAAAAGAGUUCAACUCCCACAGGACUGGUUUGGGACACAAACAUGGCAGCCGUUUUAUUGUUUUGGGACACAAAUAAACACACACAAUUUAAAGCUAUAUUUAACUUCUUUACACUGUACCAUUUUAUAAAUUGUAAUGUAGUUAUUCAUAUAAUCAAUGUCUGAUCGUUGUUUUGUCCAACAUGGCUGACAGUAAAGGUUAAUUUCUAUUAUUUUUUCGGUUAUUAUAUAGAGGAAAGAGAUCAAAUUUUGCCGUGUGGUUCUUCACUUAUAGAUUAGAGAAAACCUAAAAUGCAGUAAGAACAAAUAAGUGGCCAACGAGUGAGCGAGGUGGUCCUCUUCACUGAUCCGUAAUUGAACAGAAAGAAAAAAGAAUGACAUAAAAUAGGAUAUAUUUGUUACAUGGAUGCACUAAUAACAUAAACACGCAUAGGACACACGGAGUAUCCACAUUACAAUUCGGUGACCGUAACGGUGCAGUCUCUAAUCACUUGUCUCAAACGUCCUCAAUUUAUACAAAUGUAGGCUCAUUUAGCAGUAUGUGCAGAACUGACUGGAGACUUGGAACAACUUGGUUUCACAAGAUCACGUGCGGUUGUGAACUAAAAGCCGAAGUGGAUUAUUUCAGAGAAAAGGUAGGACGUUACUACAGGUGUUUUUGACAGGAAAAUGGUAUGUUUCAUUAAUAUAUUUAUAAAAACUGACAAAUAUCAGUUCCUCACAAAUCAAUAACGCCUGUCUUUAGUUACUACCAUCCUGCUAGUAUGACUCUUCAAUUAGGACGUCUGGUUGCAGCAAAGAGCAUUAACGGUUUGGUUUUUGAUUUUUGAUGUACUUCAUUACCGGGUUCUACACCAGUUGUAAGGGCUUUUUUUGGAGAAGUUGUAACUGAAGGAUAAUUAAUUGGUUUGUGAUUUCUGGUGUACUUGAUGACCGAGUUCUCCACCAGUCGUAAGGGACUUUUUUGGAAAAGUUGUUAGUAAAGAACGAUGAAUUUCUAGCGUUAUAAAACUAGGCGAGUUCAGUUGUAAUUUCGACGUUCCUGAUGACUGGCAUCUCCUCGGGCAAUCACCUACCAAUUGUAUGCGCUUAUUGUAAUUGAAACAAUAGUAGUGGAAUUUAAUAAGUCUUCCAAUUAUUCCAUAGAGACAAGAAAAAAUCUUUCUCUUAAUUAUUCGACUGCCUAAGCUCAAGAGACAGCGUUAUGGCUAAUCGUGACAGGAAUACUCAGCAAUCAGUACCGGGUGACCUCUAAUCAACCUUUCAUAAUUAUUUCUUGCACUUUAAGAUUCUACUUUUUUACUCAGCAGCCGUUUAUUUCAGCAUUCCUAGAUGAUUUAUAUAUUGGCUGAGUGAUUUUAGGUCAUUUUAGAGACUGGGGAAAUUUACUCUGGGCGCGUUUAAUUGACCGUGUGCCGGAAUAAGACUGAAUUUAACGUUCAAGAACAUCAUUUCGCUACAAUUCUCUUUCAAAAUGACAUAAUUUAAAAAGAUUGGGAUGUUACAUACACCUUAAUACUGUUAUUCAACCGAUUUGGAGAUGUAGCGAUACAAUGAAUGCCUGAAAAAGUGAUUUUUAGGACUUAUUCCAUUUAUGUUUCUUGCUGAAUACUGUUAAACAAACAAGCCCUGCUUUUUACAAAAGCCAAGAAUAAUAUUCUUUUGGUGCAAUCUAUGUUUUGUUUCAGAUUCAGAGAACUAAUACCACAAAUAUACUGAAUAUAUCCACGGAAUUUGUGAAUUCAUAUGGUAGAUUCAAGAACAAAGACGUUUUACUUGAGAUGAUAAAUGAUAUGUUUGCUUCUGUAAGAAGAGUUAUUUCGCCAAUUACACGACGUAAUUCGGAUAAGGCCGUACAACUUUGCGAGGUAAGAGAUAAGAGAAAACUUUAA